This is a messenger RNA of Amyelois transitella, 1666 nucleotides long. RefSeq names its product zinc finger protein 267. The record is from RefSeq and is a predicted model, not a curated record. Bases 67 to 1515 code for a protein of 482 amino acids. Lineage: Eukaryota; Metazoa; Arthropoda; Insecta; Lepidoptera; Pyralidae. Gene Ontology annotation, molecular function: zinc ion binding. The transcript has 8 exons. Gene Ontology annotation, cellular component: nucleus.
UUUCUUGUCUUGUUGUGAAGUUGUUUGGAUAGAUGUAUUAUUUUUUGUCGUCGAUUUAGAUGAAAAAUGGAAAAUAUGUGUAGAUUAUGUUUAUCAUUCUCUAAUGGGUGUUUACACAAUUUUUCAGACGACCGUGGCAUUACACAAAACAUUCAGACAUGCUUUUCGAUAAAAGUCGAAUGCAACUCUCUACUGCCCAACCAAAUUUGCGAAUUAUGCUUGACAAAGAUCAAUGAAGCUUGCGAUUUUAAAAAUAAAAUAAUUGAAAAUGAGCGUAUAUUAUUAGAGCAUUUAAAAUACGAUAAAGAUAUCAAUCAUUUAAAUCAAAAUGUCAGAAGUAAUAUUCAACCAAAAUCUGAAUAUGUUGAAGAUAAAGAGAAUUCAUCGAAUAAUAUUCCAAUAAAUAUUGAAGAAAUAAAACAAGAAUUUGACGAAGCAGAAGAAACAUACACAUCCGAUAAUGAAACCUUAUCUAAACUGAAUGAAGAUAAAUUCAAAUUAGAAAUAAAUAAUGAAGAAGUAACAAAGACAAUAAUAGAAACACAUAAAUGCUUGACAUGUUUUCAAAUAUUGGAUACACAAACAGAUCUAAUAAAACAUUACAAAUCUGUGCAUUUCAAAAAGAAAGAUAAUGACAAAAGUUUUGAUUAUAGCACACAAAUGUGUGAUAAAUCUACUGUCUAUAAAUGUAAUAUGUGUAGUAAAGAAUAUAGCAGUAAAAAGAACAUUCAUAGACAUUUGAUUGGACAUUCGGAUUUUAGGCCAUAUCUUUGUAAAAUAUGUGGACGGACAUACAAAACAGUGUCAGAAAUAAUCAGACAUGGUCGUGUCCACAGCGAGGUCAGGUUGUACUGUUCUCAUCAAUGUGGGUACAGCACAGUAUAUUUAGGAGCCCUAAGGUCACACGAGAAGAGACAUGAUAAGACUGAAUACAAAUACAAAUGUGAUAUAUGCGGCAAAGGAUUUGAAGUCAAGACUUGGUAUGAGCAGCAUCAGAAUGUUCACACUGGCACGAAGCCGUAUGUCUGUGACAUUUGUGGUCUAGCGUUCCAUAUGGACAGAUAUCUUACUGCCCACCGAAGCUCUGUUCACCCACAAUCUUCAAACCUCAAAAGAUAUGUAUGUUUACAUUGUUUUUUGCCGUGUGACUCGAAAAAAGCUCUCACUGAACAUCUACAGGUACAUGGUAUCAAAACAAGUAUACUCUGUGACGUAUGCGGAAAAACGUUAUCGAACGCUGAACAACUGAAAUUCCACAUGAGAACGCAUUUAGGUGAAAAACCUUAUACCUGCAGCACUUGCAACAAAUCGUUCACGAAGAAGUACAAUCUGCAAGUUCACCGGCGCGCGCACGGCGGGCAGCGCGCGCAUGCGUGCGCGCAGUGCGGCCGGCGCUACACGCAGCGCAGCGCGCUACACAGGCACCGCGCCAGACAUCACGCUGGUACUGUGGACUGUGUUAAGAAUCAAAAAUCUUUCCCGCCUGCAAAUGUGGAGAUACCCAAUAAUUUGUAAAUCAAAUUCUAUAAAAAAAAAUUAAAAUCUCAAUCUGAAUUAAAUAAAAAACAACUCAAAGACUGAAUCAAAUAAGUUAAAUUAUAUGAAAAUAAAAUGCAUUUUUAAUUAAGUACAAUGCUUUUGUUAUUUGUAAAAUCUCAACCGAAAG